GCAGCCGCGCCCAUGCCUGCAUCGAUCGAAGGUCAUCGUCCAUACAUUCGGACCUCGACCCUCUGCUUUACUGCAACCCGCGAAUAAUACUAAUCUUUCAACAACCACACUCUCCUUUCGGACACUCUCCCACACAUUCUCUUGCAAUCUCUACGCAUCAACAUGCCUCAACAUAAGCGGGGCCCGUGGUCGCAGGCCGAAGACUCGAUUCUCUUGUCCCUGGUCAAUCUUCAUGGCGCCCACAACUGGGUGCGAAUCUCCCAAGCCAUCCAGACUCGCUCGCCCAAGCAAUGCCGAGAGAGGUUCCACCAGAACCUCAAGCCCAAUCUCAACCACGAGCCCAUCUCUCCCGAAGAGGGUGUGCUGAUCGAGCAGAUGGUGGCGGAGAUGGGCAAGCGCUGGGCGGAGAUUGCCCGACGCCUGCGUGGUCGAAGUGACAACGCCGUCAAGAAUUGGUGGAAUGGGGGGAUGAACCGACGCCGCCGAACUCACAUCCAACGACGAACGGAGCUGGACGUCCGUCAUCAUCCGCAACAAGACCACAGCCAGCUCCACGGCAUGCCCAUGCAGAUGCAUCAGCAUCCCCUCCCUCCUGCAUUCACGCCGCAGCAUCUUCACCAACUCCCGCCUCAGUACUACGGCAUGCCGAUGUAUCAUCAUGGACACCCCCAGGUGGCUCAGCCGGUUCGAGUGCCCUCCAACGGCCCACCCCUCCGGCCCAUGGGUCUGAUGGAAACUCCAUUGCCCUCCCCGUCCGCCUUCUCUCACAUGUCCGCCGAGGGGGCACCACCAUCCUUGGUCUCCGACACCUCUUCCAUCUCCACCCGCUCCCCCCACAACACCACCUCGCCCAUCGAGCUUCCCCCGCUGUCGGGUGCUCGCAGCGAUCGACGACAAUCCGCUGCGCCGGUGCUUCAACUCGGCGUGCCGGCCUCGUACGUCCAGGACGGCGACAUGAGCGGCAUGUCCCCCAUGCCUCUGGCGCGAUUCGGCGAGAUGGAGCAGAAGCCAUCCCCUCGUGUGCUCCAGGAGCCAUUCAUGCCACAGCACCAUCAACACUCCGGCUUCCCCCAUCAUCCUGCACAUUACGUGCCCUCUCAGCCGCAAGCAACGCAACCCCCGCGUCUGAUGGCGCCCUACCCUCUGCAACGCCAUCACUCUCUACCGCAGCAUCACGCCAUGUCCACCCAUGGCGUUCAGCUUCCCAAGCUGGGCACACCCAUCCCCACCGUGUCUACGCUCGACGAAGGCUCGCCAAAGGACAAGAUGAGCCUGUCGAACCUCACUCACUAAUGUCUUACCUAAUUCAUCUUCUUCAUGAGCGUC
This is a messenger RNA of Neohortaea acidophila, 1326 nucleotides long. RefSeq lists its product as uncharacterized. Gene Ontology annotation, cellular component: nucleus. Lineage: Eukaryota; Fungi; Ascomycota; Dothideomycetes; Mycosphaerellales; Teratosphaeriaceae. The transcript has 2 exons. The record is from RefSeq and is a predicted model, not a curated record. Gene Ontology annotation, molecular function: RNA polymerase II cis-regulatory region sequence-specific DNA binding; DNA-binding transcription factor activity, RNA polymerase II-specific. Gene Ontology annotation, biological process: positive regulation of transcription by RNA polymerase II; mitotic cell cycle. Bases 163 to 1293 code for a protein of 376 amino acids.